ACGUGCACACAUGUUGCUGCUUUGUUGUUCCUGAUUGAAGCAACAGUGAAGUUGAGGAACUCAAAGACUGACACAGAGAAAGAAAGAGAGGGAGAGAUGUCAGGGUUCGACAACUUCAACACAGACUUUUACCAGUCCAGCUACAGUGUGGAUGACCAGGCCCAAAGUGGAUAUGGCUACGGCAACACAGAAGACCCCUAUAACAAGCCAUACGGUCAGUAUGACUACUCCCAGCCCAUGGGCUAUUCUGCCCCAGGGAUGAUGCAGCCCCAGCAACCUUACACAGGACAAAUCUUCCAGCCGACACAGACCUUCACCCCGUCCCCAUCACAGUCAAUGUACAGCAGCAGUUUCGACGACGAGCCUCCACUACUGGAAGAGCUGGGCAUCAACUUUGACCACAUUUGGCAGAAGACCCUGACGGUGCUGCAUCCAAUGAAGGCAGCUGAUGGUAGUAUCAUGAAUGAGACGGACCUGGCUGGACCAAUGGUCUUCUGUUUGGCCUUUGGAGCCACACUGCUCCUGACGGGGAAGAUCCAGUUCGGCUAUGUGUAUGGUAUCAGUGCCAUCGGCUGCUUGGGCAUGUACUGCCUGCUUAAUCUGAUGAGCAUGACGGGUGUCUCCUUUGGCUGUGUGGCCAGCGUCCUUGGCUACUGCCUCCUUCCCAUGAUCCUCCUCUCCAGCUUCGGAGUCCUCUUCUCUUUACAAGGCAUGAUGGGUAUCAUCAUAUCUGCAGCAAUCAUCGGCUGGUGCAGCUUCUCUGCUUCGAAGAUCUUCAUCUCCGCGCUGGCCAUGGAUGGGCAGCAGCUGCUGGUGGCUUACCCUUGCGCUCUCCUCUAUGGGGUCUUUGCGCUCAUCUCCGUCUUCUGAACAAAAUUAUUCAGCGGCUGUUUCAGGAAUGACCGCUCCCCGCCACCCUUUCUGUAUUUUCAGUCUAAUUAAUGUAAUUAGUCUGAUGAUUCUAAUUAGAGAGGGGGGAGGGGGCUGUAAUCUAAAAACGAGCAGCCACUUCUCUUUUCCAUCUCUCCAUCUCCCACACUGCGGUCCGACUCAUCCCAUGUCACCCCUCCAGAGACUGGUGAGGGGGUGCCAUCUCUUUCACCUCCUCCCUUCUACCCGGCCCCCACCAUGGCUUUCAAAGGAGAGGAUUGCCUCAUACAUGUGGUGAAACCGAACUCUCCCUUGUAGCUUGUGGUUCUAUGAUUUAUAAGGGCCUGACGGGGAGGGAACGAGCGAGGAGUUGACUCUAUGCUAAAAGAUGGGGCGUCAGAUCACACAAAUGAACUUUUGGACACUGACAAGGGGAAAUGUUAAGUAAAUGCAAAGCAGGACCGGGAACCGGACCCCAGCAAAACCCAGCAUCCCGAACUAACUCCCAAGCCAGUGAGAGCUUUUGCAAGAGCUGCAUCAUGACUGGCAAAGGCCCACAUGUUCUCCUACCGAGCCCUCAAAACGAAAGGAGACAUCUUCCUCUUCUCUGGGGCUUACCCCCCCUGUCAUUCCCCUUGCACACCCACCAGCGAAGGGAGCAUGAGGGGGGGAACAGGUGCGCCAGCUGUAAACUCCUCUCCCUCAUUUCUUUCUCAUUUUGUACAGGACAAAAGGUGCCUCCACAUCAAUACCCCCCCACACACAGUGGUGUUCUGCGUGAUGUGAAAACAGCAUCUCCUCCUCCUUUUUAUUAGCAUUGUUGCUUUUUCAAGUGAUAAGCUAUGCAUGAAUUAUACAUUUUCAAAAAAUUAACAGGUUUGAUUAGGUGUUCAAAUUAACAUUCUAGGACUUUAUUUAUGGAUAGCAAAUCUCUGUGGGUGUUGCCCAAAGUCUCUGUAGCUCUUUUUCUUCUUUAUUUCUCACUGGAUUUUAGACUCUUUCAAAUGCUUGGCGCUCUUUUCUGUUACUGCAAAGGCAUACACAUUAAAGUUCCACAAGAUUAUCUUAAGACGGUCUGCUUCGUGAUAAUGACAAAUUUCUCAGUGAAAACGGUGGUCUAGUUCACACAAAUGUAAAUCAUGUUUUCAGUAAUCUGGGGGGGAGAUGUUUUUCUUAUCAAGUUGAUAAAUAAAAAAACAAAAUGCCGCAAAUUUAGAUUAGAUCUGUGCCAUCUAUUUUGGCCACUAACCUUUCGGCCCGCGAAACGUUCAGCAGUGCAAUAGACCACUGUGAUGACGGUGUUUUUUAAGUGUGCUAAUGUCUUGUCUGUGUACUUACCUUGUACCUCCAGCAGCUUAGCAAAGUUUGGUCAGGUGAGUCUGACUCCUAGGGUAUUUAGAUCGUCUCCUUUGCUACACUUCCAGUUGAUUUGUCCUCCUCUCCGGCCCUUGGCAAUAAAGAACUGCCUUGUCAACCCAUCGUCUGUGCGUAAUGGGUUGGCCAGGUAGUCUCAGCUGUUGCCGGAUUGUAAACGUUCAGCUAGCGAUGAGUGCCUGUUGUAUUGAUGCCACGUGUACAUACUCACAUUAUUUAUGUCCAAAGACUGGAUAAUAACAGACUUGUGUUGAUGUUAAAAUCUGUUAUUAUCCACAGCACACCCUUAUUUUGUCCUGUUUUUGUCCAUCAAACAUUGUGAAGCAUGUUUUGUUUUGUGUUGCACAGACAAAAACAUGUCAGAAGAAUCAAACUCACUUUAGCAAAGAAAAACGCUUCAUGAUGCAGGAUCAAUAAAAUUACUUAUUAACCGACAAAAUGCCACCUUUUUACGUUUUAAAAAAAAUAUGUUCCAUACAAGUGAAGCCAUGUAUCAGCCAUUAAAAAGUCCCCCUCUUUAAUCACAAGUAUGUUUUUACUAGUCCCAUGUUUCCUGGAGAGAAAACAUCUGGGUACAUUCAAAAAUUGUUUUGUUUUGGUUUGGGUUUUUUUUUCUGAAAAUCAGCAGCUCUUCUCAUCCCCAAUUGUUUUUAAUGAGUUGGCUGACUAGUUUGGCCAUCUCACAGUGUGGGCAAACAGAUUUUUUCUGGUCAUGUUGAUGUGUUUGAAACCAAUAGACAGCCUGACUGUGGAGUCGGUUCACGGGGCCGCUGUGUGGCCGUUCAGUUUUCCUAAACCACACAAGAAGUAGCAGCAAGCAGAGUGAACAUGAAGGGAAAAAUAAAAAAAAACAACUUUGAAUUU
Messenger RNA from Lampris incognitus (smalleye Pacific opah), 3108 nucleotides. RefSeq names its product Yip1 domain family, member 5 (gene yipf5). Bases 97 to 870 code for a protein of 257 amino acids. Gene Ontology annotation, biological process: endoplasmic reticulum to Golgi vesicle-mediated transport; regulation of ER to Golgi vesicle-mediated transport; vesicle fusion with Golgi apparatus. Gene Ontology annotation, cellular component: membrane; trans-Golgi network. NCBI's taxonomy places the organism in Eukaryota, Metazoa, Chordata, Actinopteri, Lampriformes, Lampridae. The transcript has 6 exons. The record is from RefSeq and is a predicted model, not a curated record.